UGUACGGGAGUUUCGAGUUUUUUCAGUUGCUCUCAACUUGGUUUUUUUUCUGGUGCAGUAGAAGUUAAACGUGAUAUUUGUUUAUUUUUAACCUCUAAUUAUUUGUAUACGUAAUUGGAAUGAAUAACAGAAUAUUUGCAAUAAUUAAAAUAAAGAAAUUUUUUAAUUAGAAAGAAAGUUAUUUAAAAAAAGGAAAUAAUUCUAGCAAAAUGUCGACUGAAAUAGAGACGAGCUUGCUAGUAAUCGUUUUUGAUGUCAAUCCUAUGCAGCGGAUAGUAAAACAAGAAACAAAGAUACUGUCACAGUGUUUAGACUCCACAAUUGUCUUUGCCAAUGCUCAUCUUAUGCAGUCGUCCAAUAAUGAAUUGGCUAUAAUGGCAUGCCACAGUCACAGUGCUAGAUUCCUUUAUCCUUGUGAGAACGCAGUGGAAAUAAGGCAGAUGGAUGGGCAAUAUGAAAAGUUUACCAUGGUGGAACGUACAGUGCGUCAGCAAUUGCAGCAAUUCAUCAACGAAAUCCCCAUGGAUGCUCCAUUGAACACCGAGAGUCUCAUUUCUGGUGCACUCAGUAUGGCAUUGUGUUAUAUAGCUCGGUUAGAAAGAGAAAAAGUUGCUGGCCAGAAGCUACAUCCUAGAAUACUGGUCAUUACCGCCAGUAACGACUCAGCAACUCAGUACAUGAACUACAUGAACAUAUUCUUCACAGCACAGAGAAUGAAUGUCAUUUUGGAUGUAUGCAGUCUGGAUCAGGAGCUAACACUCUUGCAACAGGGCUGCGACAUCAGUGGGGGCAAUUAUUUGAAGGUACCACAGCUUGCUGGAUUGCUGCAGUAUUUAUUGUGGGUUUUCCUGCCAGAUCCCAGUGUUAGAUUAAAAUUAGUUCUUCCUCCGCCAGUAAAAGUGGAUUAUAGAGCAGCAUGUUUUUGUCAUCAGGAACUUAUCGAUAUUGGAUAUGUCUGUUCUAUAUGUUUAUCAAUCUUCUGCAAGUUCAGUCCAAUAUGCACCACUUGUCACACUGUAUUCAAAAUGCCAGGACCUAUGCCGAUAAAGAUGAAGAAAAAAAAGAAGAAUGUGGAUAUCGUCCAUUAACCUUGUAUAUUUCACACAUAGCUAUCACACAUUUUGUAAAUAUAGAUAAGUCGUAUACUGUAAAAAAACUUUAUAGGAUUAUGAUUUCUUGAUCAUAACCGGCGUAAUUAAUCACGGAGACUGGAUUUACUAAAUAAAAAAAAUAGCAUUUUAAAUACAUU
Solenopsis invicta (red fire ant) is the source of this 1249-nucleotide messenger RNA. It is a transcript of the gene Tfb4, whose product is annotated as general transcription factor IIH subunit 3. NCBI's taxonomy places the organism in Eukaryota, Metazoa, Arthropoda, Insecta, Hymenoptera, Formicidae. The transcript has 6 exons. Gene Ontology annotation, biological process: nucleotide-excision repair; regulation of DNA-templated transcription. Gene Ontology annotation, cellular component: transcription factor TFIIH holo complex; transcription factor TFIIH core complex. The coding region runs from base 210 to 1088 and encodes 292 amino acids. The record is from RefSeq and is a predicted model, not a curated record.